ACUGAGUGUAUGCAGGGUGGGACAGUAUGCUGCUGAUCCUGCUGAGAUGAACAACCUCAUAUUCCUCCUGUCCUUUCUCACUACCUGUACAGGCUUUAAAGUGAGCACCCCCGCAGGUCACAUCAUCGCAGUCCGAGGUCAACCGGCCAUCCUGGGCUGCGAGUUCACCCCUGACUCCACCUCUGACCUUUCAUCUCUGGUUGUCACAUGGCAGCGGGUGGAGGAUGCCCGUGUCGUGCACAGUUUCUAUUUCCAGCGGAACCAGCUGGAUUUACAGAGUCCGGUUUACCGUAACCGCACGGCGCUGUUCGUGUCCGAGCUGUGGAAAGGCAAUGCGACGCUCAGGAUCAAGCCGGUGGGGCCGACAGAUGUCGGGGGGUACCUGUGCACAGUGAGCAGCACCAAGGGCACGGAUAAAGCCACAGUGCAGCUGGAAUAUGGAGCUUUCUACACAGAACCGAGGCUGAGCGUAAACAUGAGUGGCUCCACCAUGACACUGCUUUACGAGACUGAGGGUUUCCCAAAGCCGGAGGUCAUGUGGUUUGGAGAACAUGGUGAAAUCCUCAGUGGCCAUACAGAGUUCAUCGACGACGCAGAUGGAGCGGGUGGAGCUGUGGGAUUGUAUUAUCUAAAGAGCAGCUACACGUCUCAGAAUUCUUCCCUGAAUGUCACCUUCAUGCUAAAGAACCAGCUCCUCAAUCAGCAUCUGCUCAGACCUGUCAACAUCAUAUCUGAUGGAGAGAAUCACAGCUGCAGAGCGAUCACGACGGCCUUCACCGUUUUUUGUGUGCUGUGCGUCCUGCUGUUACUAUGUGUCAUAAUCCUGCUGAUAAAGAUGCGGAGAACAGCUUGGCGUCAUUCGCAUCUGUUCACCAACGGCACUGCAAGCAGGAGGAACGAGAACGAAACGGGCUCGCUCUGAGACUUUUAUUUCUCCGUCUCAGUCCUGCUUUGGCUUGGUGAGAGAGAGUGAAGAAGAGGAUAAUAUUCAAGAUCUUGUUGAUGACCUUCAAAGUACUCAAUGGAUUGGCGCCAUCAUACCUCAGUGAUCUACUGGUGGUGAAGAAGCCACUACGGACACUACGCUUUAACAGUAACAACAUCACCGUUCUUUCUACGCCACCUUACAGAACCGAUACUUAUGGAAAGCUUGCGUUCACUUCAUGUGCACCGAGACUGUGGAAUCAACUUCCAAAGGCCUUAAAAGAAUCAACUGACAUUAAUGAUUGUAAAAAAGGACUUAAGACUUAUCUUUUCGAUUUACAUAUUUCAUCUUUCUAGUUUUUGAUUUUUGAAUCUCUAUGUCUUCUUGAUUGUGAUCUUUAUGAGAGAGAUGGGAGAAGGAAUCUCAAUGUUUCGUUUGCCGAGGUGUUGGAUUCUUUCUCUCAUCUUUCUUAUUUUCUUUUUUCCUAUGAGUACUAUAUACUAUGUACUACACUACCGUUCAAAAGUUUGGGGUCACUUUGAAAUGUCCUUAUUUUUGAAAGAAAAGCACUGUUCUUUUCAAUGAAGAUCACUUUAAACUAAUCAGAAAUCCACUCUAUACAUUGCUAAUGUGGUAAAUGACUAUUCUAGCUGCAAAUGUCUGGUUUUUGGUGCAAUAUCUCCAUAGGUGUAUAGAGGCCCAUUUCCAGCAACUCUCACUCCAGUGUUCUAAUGGUACAAUGUGUUUGCUCAUUGCCUCAGAAGGCUAAUGGAUGAUUAGAAAACCCUUGUACAAUCAUGUUAGCACAGCUGAAAACAGUUGAGCUCUUUAGAGAAGCUAUAAAACUGACCUUCCUUUGAGCAGAUUGAGUUUCUGGAGCAUCACAUUUGUGGGGUCGAUUAAAUGCUCAAAAUGGCCAGAAAAAUGUCUUGACUAUAUUUUCUAUUCAUUUUACAACUUAUGGUGGGAAAUAAAAGUGUGACUUUUCAUGGAAAACACAAAAUUGUCUGGGUGACCCCAAACUUUUGAACGGUAGUUUACAUGUCUCAUCUUCCAGUCUUAGAUUUUUGAACUUUCGUGGUUUUCUAUAUUUGAGUAUUUUUUCAUGAAUAAUUGAUUUGUGAUUAUUUAUGAGAGGGACGGGGGGGGGAGUCUCAACGUUUCGUCGGAGUUUUGUCGGAGCGUUUGGACUCUUUCUCUCACCUCUCGUAUUUUCUUUGAUAAUGUUUUUAUGUAAAUGAGUUUUUGUAGACAUUUAGACAUUUAUUUAUUAUUAUUAUCAUUAUUUCACAUAUAUUAUUGUAAGGGCAUUGAGAUUGUUAUGGAAUGCACAUAGAAAUUUAUUAUUAUUAUUACAUUCUGUUUAUUUGGCAAGAUUAUGCUCAAACAUUUCUUCAAGGACUUCAAAUAAGUUAACGUUAUUCACGUUAGCGUAACUCCGUUUUUACAUGCUAACUAACAGUGUCCAAGUUAACUAGCUAUGUGUUAACGUUAGCCGUGGACAAGGCGAUGGCAACUUGGCGGGAAAAUCCAUAGAAAGUCAUUUGACUAACCAGACUGCAUAGCUAUUACAACGUUAUCGCUAGCUCUAAAAGCACAGACAACUUCAUUACAAGCUUUCUCUUGGAAUAAAACAUUUACGUACCUCAAUAUGCUUCCGCAGGUUGGACGGCGAGUUUUUGUAGACCGUGAUGUGAUUUGUUUUUGAUAAACAAAGCAAACAUUUAAAAUGGAAUGAAUCUUUAAUCCUUUCAGAAAACUGAAACAUGGGUUCAUGGGCCAUGAAUGCGUGCAUUCCCCAGAAGAACCGCUUCCUUCCAUUCUGUCAUCAACAGAUUGUGUUCAAAUAACGCUGCUGAGAGAUCACUGAACUUGAUUUUAUACAGUCUAUGGACGUGACGUGACCCUAGUGAUUACUGAUCGGCUGUCUCAGUGUCACCUGCGAAAAAAUCAAUCACGUUUUAGAAAAGAAAAGAAAAAACAUCCACUUUCAAAGCUGCUUCAUCGUAACGAGUAACGAGGACCUUGAUAGAAAUGUAGUGGAGUGAAAAGUACGAUAUUCUCCUUUCAAAUGUAGUGACGUUAAAGUCAUAAGUUUCCAAAAAAAAUAAUACUCAAGUUAAGUACAGAUACUCAAAAAGUGUACUUAAGUCCAGUACUCAAGCAAAUGUACUUCGUUACUGUCCACCUCUGAAAAUGAGUGAUUGUACUGGAAUUAAACCUGAUCUGAUUAAUAUUAAUCAAGUUAACCCUUUAAUACGCAAAAACAAUCAAACACUUAAGGAAAUGAAUUUGUUACUAUUUUUUAACACAUCAGGUUUCAUUUCAUUUUUUUUUUUCAAAAUAUGAUAUUUAUUCUCAGUUUGAAAUAGUCAGAUGUCAGCUCAUCAAAACUGAACAUGCGGUUUACUUUUUUCUUUUUUUUACUUAAUAUAAGAUCAUAUUGUAAACUUAUUUUAAAAAGGAACAUUCACUGCCAAAUCAGUAGCCUUGCCUCAUUGUCUUGUCGUUUUUUUUUUAAAUAAUGCUAUUGGAUUUAAAGAUUUGUCAUAUUUCGAAACAUAUUCACUCA
Neoarius graeffei (lesser salmon catfish) is the source of this 3497-nucleotide messenger RNA. RefSeq lists its product as uncharacterized. The transcript has 5 exons. Lineage: Eukaryota; Metazoa; Chordata; Actinopteri; Siluriformes; Ariidae. Bases 47 to 922 code for a protein of 291 amino acids. The record is from RefSeq and is a predicted model, not a curated record.